Molecule: messenger RNA, 1176 nt
Organism: Paramacrobiotus metropolitanus
Lineage: Eukaryota; Metazoa; Tardigrada; Eutardigrada; Parachela; Macrobiotidae
Exons: 3
Coding region: 150-818 (222 amino acids)
Source: RefSeq, a predicted model, not a curated record
UUUACCCCAGUCACUGCGUACGCUUCAUACUAGUGUGCAAGUUGUGGUAUUAUAAGUGAACUCAAUCGGUUUUUGCGCCCAUCUUUCAUCAGUUUGCGCUAUAAACUGGGGGUCCGAACAGAAAUGGUUUAACGAUUAUCUUGGACAGAAUGCAGAGCCUGUCGGUAUUUUGCAUCCUCCUCGCUAUAGCUGCUGUACAAUCGCAGGAAUCGUGCGACGAUGCGAACUUGGAAAAAGAAAUCGGUGGUGGUUGCAGUGAUUACGAUUUGGUUAUGGGCUUCAUGCCGAUGGUUGAAUUCUGCUUCUCCCGUGAAGGGAUAAGCCUAACGUUCGGUAGAUCACGAGGGAACAUCACAGAUGUACAGCUAAGUCGCAUUUGCGAUAUUGUACAGAUGACGGCUCGAAGUUUCCAUGACUUCGUUCGCACUUGCAUCGCCCCUAAUUAUACCGAUGCGCACACUGGUGCCGAGGGUGGGCUUGCACUAACGCAGAUGUGUCAACAUUCCAAUGCGUACAAGAUUGGUAAACUGGUCUUUAGCUGUGUCCAUAAGAUGGAGCAAGAUCAUCAGCGAUGCAUGCCGGGCAUCUUGUAUACCGUCCUUCCCAAAGAUAUCGAGAGCAGCAGUCCGCAACUGUUUCUCCGUAAACCGAGAAUUAUAUGGGAAGCCUGUUGCUACAUUCAAAAGUACGAAAGAUGCUACAUGCCGGUGGCGGAAGUUAAGUGUACUACGGAAGAAGUAUCCGCAAAUCGGCAUCUGCUGAGCCACAUUUACCGCUCAUUUAACUGCGCACAACACUUUCCAAGCUGCGUUCCCUGAUCACACUGAUAUUUCGGUCGAGGAAUUAGUGCCAUAGAAAUAUGUUUUGUGUCAAUUCAAACGAGGUUGUGAGUUAUGUAUAGAAGUACUGAAAUUCAUAUCUAGCACGUACGUACGUAUCUUUUGUAGAAGUUUAAGUAUGCCUUGGUUAGCGCCUUAGCGGGUAUAAUUAUCGGCUUUUUAAUUCUGUCUGUAAAUGUACGCCUUUUCACACGCUUUUCCACUGCUGGCCUAUUACAAAAAUUAUCUACGAAUGCAUUUGAUUGAUUAUUAUGGGUGGGAACCGUGGGAUGGCGAUUUAGAGUUUUAAUUAGCGGCACUGUAACGUAGCUGCUGCAACGUAUUCCAUUCUGCGUAU